AACUCACCAAUUUUAUUUUUCUAAAGUUAAGAAGAAGAAAUGUUGGACUAGUGCAAGGCAUAUGUCAUGCCUACUGUAUAUUUGUUUUUCAGUAAAAGCAUAUUGUGCAUGAGUAGAGUGGUAAGCAUAUUUAGCUUUGUUUUAUACUCAGCAGUUUUUCUACUUACCAUGUCUACCAACGUUGAUUGUGGAAAGGAAAGGCUUGUGUCUGUUGAUUUCGAGAUAUUCGGGAAUGUCCAGGGUGUUUGCUUCAGAAUGUACACAGAAGAUGAAGGAAAGAAGCUGGGUGUUAGUGGAUGGGUAAAGAACACAAGGCAAGGAACAGUUGUUGGCCAGGUUCAGGGGCCCUACAUCAAGGUCAAUGAAAUGAAGGUGUGGCUGAGUAAGGUGGGUAGUCCUAGUUCACGAAUUGAUCGUGCAGAGUUCUCCAAUGAGAAGGACAUCCCCAAACUGGAAAUCCAUGGAUUUGUUACACGGUACUGAUCGGGAGAGCAACACAGCGGCAGCAACUAAAUCUACCGAAGAUUCCCCCCAAAAAGCCACUUGUUCUGCUAUAUUAACUUUUAUAUUUACACAAUCUUCACAAUCUAAAAUAUCCUUCUAAACUCUGUUUUGCCUUUUUGUUUAUAGAACAGGGAAAGUACAGUACUUUUCUUUUGCAUUACAUUGGCUUGUGAGUUAAUAUUGUGAUAUUUAAAUCAUUAAAUUAACUAAUAAGUAUGCUCAAAGAGCAUCAAAUUUUUUGUUUAUUUUGAUUUGACAAUCUCUUCAUGUCUGAAAGAGUAAUAGAUGUUACCAGUACAUUUUGCAAUUACAUUUUAUGUUCUCAUAUAAACAAAAAUGUUUACCAUGAGUAGUUCGUUAAAUUCAACUUGCACUGAAUUGCAUAGGAUAAUUAACAUCUAAAUGUAUUUCUUAAUAACAACGACAGUGAAAUAAAAUCAUUGAGUGAAA
Messenger RNA from Esox lucius (northern pike), 954 nucleotides. RefSeq names its product acylphosphatase-2. The transcript has 4 exons. The coding region runs from base 67 to 483 and encodes 138 amino acids. The record is from RefSeq and is a predicted model, not a curated record. NCBI's taxonomy places the organism in Eukaryota, Metazoa, Chordata, Actinopteri, Esociformes, Esocidae. Gene Ontology annotation, molecular function: acylphosphatase activity.